CAUUCUAUCAAAUUGCAGGAAGAGCAAGUAGUCGUUGUUCUGUACGGGGAAGACAUAGAAAAGUAUGCAGACAAGCUCACCCCAUUUUCCACUUACUUGAUAUCUACUGCAAAAGUGAGGGUUCCUUUACCCUACGGAGUGCCUAUCAACCGUUUUGAAUGGGUUAUUGAUAAAUUCACAGUCGUCGAAGAGGUGAAAGAUGAUAAUAUACAAGAUCCACCGCUCCUGCCGCCGACAAGGUUGAAUACUAUACCCUUUGCAUAUUUGCACGAGCAGCAGCAAAAUACGGAAUUUGACAUAAUUGCCGUUGUGGUGAAUUGUGGCUCCAUAAAGUAUGUUGGCGCUAACAAUAACAAAUGCCGUGAAGUCGUCGUAAUGGAUACCAAUGUGAGGCCUACUAUCCUUACAAUGUGGGAAGACUUCGCCGACACUGAUGGGAGCAUCUUCACUGCACAGGUUGCUGAAUUCCCAAUAAUUGUAGCAAAACGAAUUACGCGAGCCAGCUAUGGUGGAUUAUUAUUGUCGACAAGGUACAACUCAGUUAUACUGAUAAAUCCACCAUAUCCUCAAGUUGGAAGACUUCUGAACUGGGUGAAAGACAACCGACCAAGAUUAAUGAGAUACAGUCAGCAAACGACGGUUGAUUCGUCUCUGGUUCUUGCAGCAGAACAAAAUGAUAUUGUCCCAAUUGUUUCUAUCCAGUCACAACCUCAUAUACAACUGUUUUACGUGGAGGGUAAAUUAUCAUUUCCGAUUGCCGAUCAAGAUUUUUAUGAAUUACUGUGUUCCCACUGCGGCCAGCAGUACAGAACUCAUUCGCCGAAAAUUAUUCAUUGUGCGAGUUGCAAGCAACGUGCGAUGUUGACACCCAGAACCAUCCAUUACCUCUUGAACAUGUUCGAAAACGUCUUCCUCAUAAACUCUUCAAGAUACAACUGCGAAAAAUAUUUUCUAGAACUUCUGAUACACGAUUGCUCAUUGUGUCCUACUCUAUGAAGGAAGAUUUGUUUCAAUUGUCCGUACCAGUAGCCUCUGAAGAAAUUGGAGAGAGCAGUAACACUAAAUUGGAAAAUGCUGAGCUGAACAAAGAGAUAGAAAACGAAGACAACAAUCAGUCGAAUGUGGAACAAGUUACACCCAUAGAAGAGGUGAAGAACGAGUUAACAGAAGGUGGCUCUUCUAUCAAGAGGCAACAAACUGAACUGGAGACCCCCCCUAAGAAAAAAUUAAGGGUGUUAUAACUCUGUAAAAUGCUUGUACAUACGUCUUAUCCUACUAUGUAAAUACGUGUUUGAAGAUCGCCAGCUUCUGCUUGACAGAAAACAUGGACAACACAGUUCACUUUGUGUAACUUACUGGCAUGUACAUUUAUAUUUUGUUAGCCGGUAAAACAUAUUGGUGUUGUAACUGAUGUAAAUAGUGGGUUGAAAGACUGGCAGUAAAUAUGACCUCCUUUUUUGGCUUGAA
This is a messenger RNA of Nicotiana tabacum (common tobacco), 1467 nucleotides long. The record is from RefSeq and is a predicted model, not a curated record. NCBI's taxonomy places the organism in Eukaryota, Viridiplantae, Streptophyta, Magnoliopsida, Solanales, Solanaceae.